AUGGCUGUUGGGGACAGGAACCUCGGCAUUAACAGCAGCAGCAGCAGCAGCAGCAGCGACAGCAGCAGAAGCAGCAGCCUCAAAAGCCUCCGCUGGGGCUUCAUCGGACGGUGGCGGCCACUGUGCAACAACAGCAGCAGCAGCAGCAGCAGCAGCAGCACCAGCAGCAGCAGCAGCAGCAGCAGCAAGAGCAGCAAGAUAUACUCCUUGUAUCUCCCGGACAGCCCCAAUUGUUUGUCUGCAGGGAGGGGAAUUCAUUUCUCUCCAAGUGGGCCCCUGAGGACCUCUGCUGCUGCAGCUGCUGCUGCGGCUGCUGCUGCGGCUGCUGCUGCAGCUGCAGCAGCACCUUCAGAAACCAGGAGUGCGGCUACCACAGCCCUUGCCUCAGCAGCCACAGAAGCAGCAGCAACAGCUGCUGCUGCAGCAGCAACAGCAGCAAAAGAUUUGUUUGAUGCUCCAAACGAGAAGGGCGAGGCCAACGCUAGGGGGCCUCUGAGGGGUGUCUCUGUGUCUCUCAGUCCCCUCAUCAGGAGAAGAGACCCUGGGGAAGAGACAAAUAGGAUGCUGAGGGGCCCCAUGCUGUAUGACGCGACGGUUGUCUCUCGCCUGAAGGCAGCGGGGGCCCUUUUGGUGUCCCCUUUGCAUGCGCAUACAUCGGCAGACAAUUCCAGCAGCCAAGCACACCUGGAGGUGUCUCCUCUCCCUCCCCUGCAGCAGCGUCUCCAAGGGCCCCCACCUAUAAUCAGCAGCAGCAGCAGCAGCAGCAGCAGCAGCAUUGGGGAUUGCGGUGCGGCUAGGGAGGGGCCCCCUGGAGGGGCCCCUCAGGCGCAGCAGGGGUAUAGGGUAGCAUUCUCUCCUUCUAGGGGCCUUGUUAGUUUGUUUGGCUGUUUUAAUGCAGCAGCAGCUGCUGCUGCAGGAGACACUGCAGCAGCAGGAGGAGACACUGCAGCAGCAGGAGGAGACAGUGCAGCAGCAGGAGACAGUGCAGCAGCAGGAGGAGACAGUGCAGCAGCAGCUACGGGGGCCCCUCAAGGCCGAUCGCCGCUACUUAGGGCCUCCUGGGGGGCCCCUGGGUUGUGGCUGUGCAGCAGCAACGUGGGGCUGCUGCAGCGGCUGCUGCAUGCACUGGGGGGCCCUGACCCUGCAGACUUUAAAUCUGUUUGCUUCCACAGGGAUCUUAAAGAUGAAGAAGAAGGAGGGGGAAGCAGCAGCAAUAAAGAAGAGAGACAAACAGAGACAGAAAGGAGACACUCGUUAUGCAAACGAGCUGCAUGGCUGCAAGUUAGGGACACCACAACUGCAACAAAAACAAAAGAGGGCCUUACCCCUCAGCAGCUGCAGCAGCUGCAGCAGUUGCAGCAGCUGCGGCAGCAGCAGGACGGGGGAGAGCAGCAGCAGCAGCAACAGCAACCUCCAGUGGUUUGUCUCUCUAAAGAGACACUUGAGCAGGCAACCGUUGGGCUGUCUCUGCUGCAGUGCUGCGAAGCAGCAACUCUCCUGCUGCGGCUUGGCGAGGGGGCCCCUCAGGGGCCCCCCGUAUAUAAAGGGCAAGCACAGAGCUCUAAAGAAAACGCUGAGUUGCAUCAGCAGCAGCAACAUGAGCAGCAGCAGCAACAAGAGCAGCAGCAACAGCAGCAGCAGCAGUGCUUCAAGAUGAGGGUGGUGGAGGACAGGGCACGAGGCCUCAGCCCCGAAGUACAAUUUAAAAUGCUGUUAGGAGGGACAAUCCUAAGAGACCCCACAAAAGCCUCUUUGCUGCAGCGAGCAAAAGAAGCAAAGUGGGCCCUGCACCACCACCUUCAACGCCUGUUCAAAGAGGCUGACCUUCUCCUCCACUUCGCAGGGGCCCCUCCCCCUGGGGGCCCCCUCUCUGGGGGCCCCUCUUAUGGAGGCCCCUUUUCUGGGGCCCCUGGCUCUGGGGGCCCCUCCUAUGGAGGCCCUUCCUAUGGGGGCCCUUCUUCUGAGGGCCCCCGCUCUGGGGGCCCCUCCUGUGGGGGCCCCUCCUGUGGGGGCCCCCAGGGGGGCCCCCUUGCAGGAGGGUACAGGGGCUCUGAGGGCCACAUAUCUCCUGUGUCUCCUCUUGUGCUGGAGGAGGAGACCCUGGAGAACCCCGUGGGGCAGAAGCAUCAACAGCAGCAGCAGAAGCAGCAGCAGCAACAGCAGCAGCAAUCGGUUACAACCCUGAGAAGCAGUUCGAAGGGGGAAGGCGAGGGCCCCCAUGAACAACUAAUUGCAGCAGCGACGGCUUUAGGCCUUCCUUGUUUUGUCUCCUCAGAUGGCUGGCUGCUGUUGGGGGCCUCAGGAAGAGACACACAGGUGCUAACAGCAGCAGCAGAGCUUGACACAACCCUAAACCCUAAACCCUAG
Messenger RNA from Eimeria acervulina, 2367 nucleotides. RefSeq lists its product as hypothetical. The record is from RefSeq and is a predicted model, not a curated record. The coding region runs from base 1 to 2367 and encodes 788 amino acids. Lineage: Eukaryota; Apicomplexa; Conoidasida; Eucoccidiorida; Eimeriidae. The transcript has 4 exons.